Molecule: messenger RNA, 715 nt
Organism: Setaria italica (foxtail millet)
Lineage: Eukaryota; Viridiplantae; Streptophyta; Magnoliopsida; Poales; Poaceae
Exons: 3
Coding region: 391-693 (100 amino acids)
Source: RefSeq, a predicted model, not a curated record
UCCCAGCCUCACCACCUGGCCCGGCGCGGCAAUCGAUUGCGCCGCGGCGGCCCCUCCGUGGUGCAUUGCCUCUGCUCCGGCACCAGAUGGACACCGCGACGAGCUCAAGCGCCUCCGCCUCCCAAAUCGCUGCUCCCCCAAGCUGCGGCCUGCGGGACUCCCCCGCGGCGUGCCUCCAGGUGGCCGGGGCACCGCGGCCAGCGAGGUCGGCGGCGGCACUCACGGCCACCGCAUCCGGGUCGUUGCCGCUGGCGCGUCAAUGGCGGGGAGGAGGCGGUCCAGUUACUCCUCGAUUGCCGCAUCCGCGAGCCGCGGCGGCGACGUUGCAAUGACCCUGCUGCCGGCCAUUGCCGAUGUUUCGCGUGUAUACACUGACUCGGUGCCCGCUCGAUGCAAUGCCUCGGAGGAACAGAGUACCUCAGAAUGCCUUCGGUUGAUAGCAGUAUUCAAUUGACCUUUGCUGUGAUGGACAAACUGAGGAGAGAUAAGCCAGAGGCAGUUGUCCGUGCUCCUACCAAAGGUAACUCCUCUCUUUCCACGCCAUCACUGCUCUGCAUUGUUUAUCGUAGGUCCAUUUCUACUUUUCCUUCUUCUGUUUUGCAUCAUCACAUCCUUCUGACCUUGGUGUUAGGGCAUUCAUUUAUACCAGGGAUGAAGUGUAGUUGGCACAUGGUACCAGAUUGUUCUGUAUGAAAUUUCUUCUUAGCCUUGUUUA